AUGAGUGCCUCCAAGGCGCAGUCUCAAAAGAUAUUUGAGAAACUAAAGCUCAAGCCCGCAAACAAGGUGCGCCCCAACAACCAACACCCCGCCUCCGUCUGCCGUCCUGCGAAUCCAACCUGGUCGUCGGUUCCCUUCGGUAUCUACCUCUGCCUUGAUUGCUCGGCUCACCAUCGCAAUCUCGGUGUCCACAUCUCCUUUGUUCGCUCCACAAAUCUCGACCAGUGGCAAUGGGAACAGCUGCGAGUGAUGAAGGUUGGUGGAAACGAGUCUGCGACCAAGUAUUUCCAAUCGCAUGGAGGAUCGGCUGCGCUGGCGAGCAAGGACCCCAAGACCAAGUAUACGUCCAAUGCCGCCGUCAAGUACAAGGAUGAGUUGAAACGGCGAGCCGCGGCGGAUGCGCAACAGUCAGUGGCCCAUACUCUAUCUCGGUAUCCUGAGGAGGUUAUCAUCACGGAUGUCCCUGCCGGCACUCCAUCAGACGGCUCCGGCACUCCUGCCGGUGACCAAGACGACGACUUCUUCUCUUCGUGGGACAAACCCUCGAUCAAGCGUCCGAGCAACCCUCCCUCCCGCACUGGCACGCCGCCCGUUGUGAGCCGCACCGGAUCCCCCUUCCUGAGCGCUGGCGCAAGCGCAAAUGGAUCUCGCUCGAAGUCCCCCCUCUCUGCGUCCGAUGAAAAGGCCUCAUCUCCCGCACCGACCGCCAUCCGCGCAAACUCCGCUACUCGCAAGGCCACCACGCCCGGCGCCGCGAAGAAGGGCAGUAUCCUAGGUGCCAAGAAGGUGCCCAAGCUCGGGGCUAAGAAGGUGGCCUCUAGCGAUAUCGAUUUCGAUGAGAUGGAGCGGAAGGCCAAGGAGGAGGCGGAUCGCAUCGAAAAACUGGGAUACGACCCCGAGGCUGAGAAAGCGGAGGCUCAGGCUAAGGCCGCAACCCCGUCAAUUACCUCUCCCACCCCGAUCAGCCCGAACCGAGCCGGCUUUGGCGCUACUGGCAAGACCCACGAGCGUACCGCGAGUGAUGUUGAGCGACUGGGUAUGGGCAUGAGCAAGCUUGGCUUCGGGCAGGUGUCGAAGCCCGCGGCUCCCAAGAAGCUGGGCUUUGGCGCCGUGGGACCUGCCAAGUCCAAUGUGGAUGAUGAGGAACUCGUUCAGGCCAAGUCUCGCUUCGGCACCCAAAAGGGUAUCUCCUCGGACGAGUUCUUUGGCCGCGACCGCUUCGACCCCAAUGCCCAGGCGGAAGCCAAACAGAGACUCAAUGAAUUCGACGGUGCGACUUCGAUCUCUAGCAAUGCCUACUUCGGCCGGCCCGAGGAUGAUCUUCCUGCGAUCGACGAUGGUUACGGAGACCUGGAAAAUGUAGCCAAGGACUUUGUUCGACGCUUUGGCAUCACCGCAGGUGAUGACAUCGAGAACUUGUCGCAUCUUGUCGGCGAGGGAGCCACAAAGCUUCAAGGUGCUAUCCGCAACUACCUGAACAGCUAA
This is a messenger RNA of Penicillium canariense, 1485 nucleotides long. RefSeq names its product ADP-ribosylation factor GTPase-activating protein. Lineage: Eukaryota; Fungi; Ascomycota; Eurotiomycetes; Eurotiales; Aspergillaceae. Gene Ontology annotation, molecular function: GTPase activator activity. The coding region runs from base 1 to 1485 and encodes 494 amino acids. The transcript has 5 exons. Gene Ontology annotation, biological process: COPI coating of Golgi vesicle. The record is from RefSeq and is a predicted model, not a curated record.